Aspergillus fijiensis CBS 313.89 is the source of this 959-nucleotide messenger RNA. RefSeq lists its product as uncharacterized. The transcript has a single exon. The record is from RefSeq and is a predicted model, not a curated record. NCBI's taxonomy places the organism in Eukaryota, Fungi, Ascomycota, Eurotiomycetes, Eurotiales, Aspergillaceae. Bases 112 to 879 code for a protein of 255 amino acids.
GGGGAAUCCCUCUUUCUACCAGGCAUCCACCCUUCGCUCCCACACUGCUCGAGCUCAGAACAGAUCGGCAGAAAAAGACCUUCCUCCCCCACAGCAUACACCCAUCGAACCAUGCGCUUCAUCGCGACUAUUGGCCAGCUGCUCCUCGCCGGAGUAGCUCUGGCACAGAGCAACUCGAGCUGCUCGCCCUCUUCCUCGGAUGCUAAGGUCGUCGAGUACGGCUGGGCGCUCUCGUACUUCCUGGACCGCUACUACAACCAGGUCCCGCUCAACCAGACCUUCCUGCAGAGCGCAACCAACGACUCCGACGCCGAGUACUACCCCAACUUCCAGGGGAUUCAGCGCCUGAACCGCCUGGGGACGCGUGCCGCCCAGCAGCUCGGGUCUAGGAUUUCCGGCUUCACGGCUCCCAACUGCAGCUUCACCUUCCCCAAUGCCAGCAGCGCCGAGAGCUUUGUCGAGAAUGCUUUGACCCUCGAAUCGACCGUCGCCGGCGCUUACAUCGCUCUGGCUGGCUACACCCAGGCUCCUGAGGUGUCCUUCCUGUGGGCCCGUCUGGCAGCUGAGCACACCGCGCACGCCUACUACCUGGCCAGCAACCAGGAGGACAUCCUCUUCCCAGCCAACAGCUCCGGUUUGGUCCCCGCCUACAGCCCGGCCUAUGUGCUGUCCUCCGGUAGCCAGAAGGGCAACUUGGGCCGCUACCUCGGCAGCUGUGUCUCAGCGCCUCCCGCACCCUGCGGCCAGACCUUGUUCAUCGGUCCCCUCGGCGCCACCCUGGCUCCCAACGUGUCUGCCAGCGCUGCGGCUGCGAGCUCGGCUUCGCUUUCCGCUUCAGCGACUCCUUCUCCCAGUUGGGCAAAGAGAUCUCUCUUCUAAGCAACUGGAAGGUACUACAUCCGAUCAACUUCGCCUAAGUCAAUGCUAUCCCCAGGGAUCACCGAUAUAUCGGAUUAUGG